UUGGUGCGGGGUUUUUGGAGAACUGUUAUGGAAAGCACAUUUUCGCCGGAAGACUUUUACUCGUGGACCUCCCUGGUUGAGACGUUCCAAUUUUACUACAUUCCCAUUCUGGUUUGUCUAGGGACUGUUGGUAAUUCCAUCUCCGUUUACGUGUUCUUCCACAGCAAAAAAAUGAGACACCUUUCAUCGUCUUACUAUUUGUCCGCCUUGGCAGUAAGUGACACCUUAUUCCUGCUAUCGAUUUUCAUGGUUUGGCUUCGUUUUUUCGAAAUAGACGUGUUCAACAACGAAGGCACAUGUCAAGCCCUGAUCUACAUCAGUGCAGUUUGCAGUUUCUUGAGCGUAUGGCUGGUGGUUGCCUUCACGCUGGAGAGAUUCAUUGCCGUCAAGUAUCCUUUGAAUCAACGUUCGGUAUGGACAGUGGCCAGAGCAAAAUUAGUAAUACUCAGCCUUGUAGUAUUUGCUAUUAUCCUUUAUAUACCGCUCGUUUACUUGUCCGCAAUAACCGACCAUAGUGGUACAAGCAUCUGCGGAAUUCAACCCGAACUGGCCGAUUUGGCAAUCAAAUUCAACUACAUAGACACCUUUCUGACCUACGUGGCACCAGUCACAAUAAUCACGUUCCUAAAUAUAUGGAUAGGAAAGAUCCUAUUUCAUUUCACCAAGAUAAGAAGAGGAAUGACUAUGAGAGGAAGUAGAUUCGGAAAGGCAUCCGACUCGCUGAAAUUGAAAUACGCUAAUACGAUAUCCCAGAAGAGUAUCACCAAAAUGCUGCUGAUGGUGUCCACCGUCUUUCUAUGCUUCAAUUUUCCUAGUUACAUUUUGAGAAUAGUUGCUUAUUUAAUUGAGGUGAAAGCAGUGACAGUAUAUCCUUCGUAUACUUUGCAGCAGUUACAGCAAUGGUGUCAGCUGCUUUUUUAUACAAAUUUCGGUAUAAACUUCAUUCUUUAUUGUGUGAGCGGUAAAAAUUUUCGAAGAGCUCUCAAGAAUUUGCUGAAAAUUAAACGGCCACAGCGUUCUGGAAAAAGUGAAAUUAUCGUUCUAACUGAUAGCAGAGUACAAUCUAGUGGAAGCUCAUUGGCAUCUAUAAGAAGAAAGCUGAAUUUCCUUUGAAA
Messenger RNA from Coccinella septempunctata (seven-spotted ladybird), 1115 nucleotides. RefSeq names its product neuropeptides capa receptor. Lineage: Eukaryota; Metazoa; Arthropoda; Insecta; Coleoptera; Coccinellidae. Gene Ontology annotation, biological process: G protein-coupled receptor signaling pathway. The record is from RefSeq and is a predicted model, not a curated record. Gene Ontology annotation, molecular function: G protein-coupled receptor activity. Gene Ontology annotation, cellular component: plasma membrane. The coding region runs from base 28 to 1113 and encodes 361 amino acids. The transcript is spliced from 5 exons.